Messenger RNA from Frankliniella occidentalis (western flower thrips), 419 nucleotides. Its product is annotated as microsomal glutathione S-transferase 1-like. NCBI's taxonomy places the organism in Eukaryota, Metazoa, Arthropoda, Insecta, Thysanoptera, Thripidae. The annotation marks the transcript as partial. Gene Ontology annotation, cellular component: membrane. The record is from RefSeq and is a predicted model, not a curated record. The transcript has a single exon.
UGCCUCACCAACCCCGCGCCCGCCCUGGCCCUGAACCUGUUCCGCGCCUACACUGGCGCCAGGAUCAUGCACACCAUCGUGUACGCCGUGGUGCCGCUGCCCCAGCCCUCCAGGGCCAUCGCCUGGGCGGUGGGCUACGGCAUCACCAUCUACAUGGCCGUCACUACCGUCAUGCACUUUGCCUAAGUCAUUAACAAUUUCCGUAUAUUUUUCUCUCUUUAUUUUUUUUACCUGACUGUGUAAAUGUGCGAAUGUUGUGUGUAUGAAUGUGUGUGUAGGAGUGUGUGUUGCCUACUAAACGAAUAAUUUGUGAUAAAAAUUAUGUGAUUCAGGUUCUAAGGAAUUCAAAUGUUGGCUGAGAGAGGGUGUUUUUUUUUGGUUUUUUUGUUUUUUUUUUAAAUAUACACACAAAAACCUGG